AACAGCCGCCGGCACCCUGGCCGCCAAACACGACGCGGAGCUGAUGAUUCGCCCGAGGUCAAACUCUCCAAAUUUCUCUCGUACGUUCUCCGUCACGGCGCAUCCAAGGAGGGCCUAACCCUCCGCGACGACGGCAGUAUUCUACUGAGCACCCUCCAGCAGCACAAAAAACUCCAAUCCACGACAUUCGCACAAAUCAAGCACAUUGUAGACACAAACGACAAAAAGCGCUUCACUCUUUUUGAAGAAGAGGCGAAUGAAGUGGGUAGCACCCGGGUAUGGUAUAUUAGGGCGACCCAGGGUCAUAGCGUGGAUAUAAAGGCGCCACCUUUGGUUUUGCUCACUGAGGAGACUGUGCCCAGACAUAUUAUUCAUGGAACAACCAGGGAGAAAGUGCCUGUGAUUCAGAAGGAUGGGCUGUCGCGGAUGCAACGGACGCACAUUCAUUUUGCUACCGGACUGGCCGGCGACCAGGAGGUUGUCAGUGGAAUGAGGAAGACCUCCGAUGCUUUCAUCUAUAUUGAUUUCCCCCGGGCGAUGCAAGAUGGGAUUGAGUUUUAUGUUAGUGAGAAUAAUGUCAUUUUAUCAAGGGAUUGCGUGACUCUGGCGUGA
Molecule: messenger RNA, 612 nt
Organism: Kickxella alabastrina
Lineage: Eukaryota; Fungi; Kickxellomycota; Kickxellomycetes; Kickxellales; Kickxellaceae
Product: phosphotransferase KptA/Tpt1
Exons: 1
Biological process (GO): tRNA splicing, via endonucleolytic cleavage and ligation
Molecular function (GO): tRNA 2'-phosphotransferase activity
Source: RefSeq, a predicted model, not a curated record